This is a messenger RNA of Paramecium sonneborni, 318 nucleotides long. The record is from the annotation of a GenBank genome assembly. Lineage: Eukaryota; Ciliophora; Oligohymenophorea; Peniculida; Parameciidae.
AUGAUCUAGAAUAUCAUCAUAAACUACUUUUAAAAAUACGGCAAUAAAUAGAUAAAAAAGAUCGAAUUAAUAUUUUAGAUCUUCUCAGUUCAUAAAAUAGAUUAGCUCAAGUUAAUCACAUAAUAGAAUAAGAAUUAAUCCAAAGAUUAACUUAUUGAUUCAAUCAUUACUUCUUAAAUGCAGCAACUCUAAAAUUUAAUAAACUCUACUUUUUCAUUAAUAAUUACAUCCACUCCAAAUGAUAACCUUAAUAAAAAUAAGAUUGAGGUUCAAUCUUAAAGUCAUUUUACCCUCAAUUUUCAAGCCCUUUAGUUAUGA